This is a messenger RNA of Harpegnathos saltator (Jerdon's jumping ant), 1711 nucleotides long. RefSeq names its product Transcription initiation protein Spt3 (gene Spt3). The record is from RefSeq and is a predicted model, not a curated record. The transcript has 9 exons. NCBI's taxonomy places the organism in Eukaryota, Metazoa, Arthropoda, Insecta, Hymenoptera, Formicidae. Gene Ontology annotation, molecular function: protein heterodimerization activity; RNA binding. Bases 128 to 1501 code for a protein of 457 amino acids. Gene Ontology annotation, cellular component: cytoplasm; nuclear exosome (RNase complex). Gene Ontology annotation, biological process: RNA processing; transcription by RNA polymerase II.
ACACUUGGUUCAGCUGAAAGCAACCCAUGACCUUUCUCCUUUUGUCUGGUUGUAAUGUGAUUUAAUAUGACCUGUUUCGUUAACAUUAAUACUGGUAUAUAUGAUGAAAAGAGCAUAAGAUAAAAUAAUGGAAGAAAACGAAGAACUUAUUAUUUGUGUACCUGGACAAAGAUUAUGUGUAUGUGACAAAAUUAAUAUAGCAGGACCCGGGACAUACGAGCAGCAAGGUUACAUUUAUUCAAAACUUGCUGGUAUUGUAAAAUUAGAAACGAAUGAUAAAACUCGUAUAAUUCAAGUACAUGGUAUAACAGAACAAAGUAUCAUUCCUACGCCAGGAGAUAUUGUUACAGCAAUGGUGAUUCUAGUUAAUCAGAGAUUUUGUAAAUGCAGUAUUAAGUGUGUAGGUGAUAUAGUACUGACAAGGCCUUACAGAGGGAUUUUAAGGAAAGAAGAUGUAAGAGCACAUGACAAAGAUAAAAUAGACAUGUAUAAAUCCUAUAGAGCAGGAGAUAUAAUUUUAGCAAGAGUUAUGCCAAUGACAGAAGCUCAUACUUAUCAACUAAGUACUGCAGAAAAUGAAUUAGGAGUAGUUAUAGCCCAUAGUGAAGAAGAAAUCCGGCAAAUGAUGCAUGGAUUUGGUGACAGCAGUGAACCAUUGUUUGAAUCUGCAAAAAUCAUAGAAGAAGUUGUAUUGCAGCAAAUGAGAGCAAUUGUCAAGAGAAGUUGUGAGAUUGCUGACAGACGAGCCAGUUCAACAAAAAGCAAUAUCCUUAGUGGAGAAGACCUCCUUUUCUUAUUGCGUAGAGACAAAGUUAAACUUCGUCGUCUUGUUAGAUAUCUUGAGUUGAAGGAAUUAGGAUGUUCAGUUAAUAAAAUUUUGGAGACUGAUAUGCCAGAAAACAUAACCGAUGCUGACCAGCUGAAUGAUAUUAGUAAAAAACUACCAUUUCAAAGUUUCCUAGAACAGAUUGAUAACACAGGUGAACUUCUGGAAAAUACACCAUCCAAUAUGGAUGAUAUCAAACAACAAAGAUGCGUUCGUGCAGAAAUAGUGACAAGAUCCAUGGAUGAGAUACGUUAUAUGAAGUAUAGUAAAGCACGUCGUGUAUCCUUUGCAAACAAAAAUCGCCAUAAAUUCAGUGAUUGGGUUUGCACAGAUGGAGAUAUCACACUUUCGAAACAAGCAUAUACAAUCUUAGGUUAUCUGGCCUAUGAAACAGUUGCUCAAAUUGUCGAUCUUGCCUUUCUGGUCCGGCAAGAUCAAAGUAAAAUACAUGGUGAUCCCAUAGACCGACAACGAUUGAACCAUGUUAAUCCAUUUACAUACAAACCGUACAUUGCAAGCCAUUAUUAUCAUGGCAAGAGUGUCGCAACAAAACCACUAACUCCUUCAGAGAUAUCCGAAGCCCUUAGGAGAUAUUGGUCUCCACAGCUAGCUAUGACAGGCCCAUUUAAUAAAUGGUCUAUGCGAAGACCACACUUAAAACUCCUUUCCUGUUAGAUAUACAGAAUUGAAGGAAAAAGAGGUUUUCUACUUAAAAUUGGACUGGACCCGCCGCCAAUGUUCCUUAUGAGAUUUCGCAGUGUCUUAGGAUUUUCCAGUAGCGGCGAUUCUCUAUUAUUUAAGUACCAAAAUUUGUGUUAGAUUGAAAAAGCCUUUCUUUCAUCUUUUUCUUUUCUAUUUUAUAUAAGACACGAGGUAGACGGAUAC